Messenger RNA from Prunus dulcis (almond), 2761 nucleotides. Its product is annotated as protein CHROMATIN REMODELING 19. Gene Ontology annotation, cellular component: nucleus. Gene Ontology annotation, molecular function: DNA binding; ATP binding; ATP-dependent chromatin remodeler activity. NCBI's taxonomy places the organism in Eukaryota, Viridiplantae, Streptophyta, Magnoliopsida, Rosales, Rosaceae. The record is from RefSeq and is a predicted model, not a curated record. The transcript has 12 exons. Bases 265 to 2469 code for a protein of 734 amino acids.
AAAAAGGAAGCAAAUGCAACAGAGAAGAGGGCAAGGCAAAUAUCCCGAAAGAAAUGGCGGUCUUUGGCGUCCUUGACACUUGCACUCCCGAAGUAGAGCACUAGAGAGGGAGAGCUCCCUCAAGAUCUUUUUCCUUUCCUCUUCUCUUCUCUUCUCAGCACCCACUAACAGUACCAGUAAAACCACAACUCACUCCUCCUUCUAAUUAAUUAGGGCUUCUUAUCAUUUUUCACUUUGGGUUUUUUUGUUUUUGAAAACGAUGAUAUGAAGCGCGGUCUCGACGAUUUCGAAAUCUCCGACGACGAGUGGGAGGAGCAUUCCUCCUCCUUCAAGCCCUCUCGAGUCCUCAAGAAACCUCGAACCCCAACGCCGCCUCCAAUUGAGUCCUUCGCCUUCCGAGCCUCCUCCCCAAAGCCCCAACAACUCUCCGACGACGAUGAUGAUUGCGUCGAAAUUAAAAAUGAGUUGGAGGACGAUGACGUCGACGAGGUUCAGGUUAUCAGGCCCGUCAAACCUGGCCGUCGGUUCGUCAUCGAGGACGAGGAGAGCGAUGGAGAUUGGGUUAAUAUAGAGUCAACGAGUGAAGAAGAAGAAGAAGAAGAGGCAGAGGAGUUGGAGGAGGAUGAUGUGGUUGGCAAGGCUUUGCAGAAGUGUGCCAAAAUAUCGGCCGAUUUGAGAAGGGAGCUCCACGGCUCGUCGGCUCCCGCUGUGUCUGAUCGUUAUGCUGAAGUGGAAGCUGCCUCUGUGAGGAUUGUCACUCAGGAUGAUAUUAUCGCGGCAUGUAGGUCUGACCAUUCUGACUUUCAACCUAUUCUCAAGCCAUACCAGCUGGUUGGUGUUAACUUUCUUCUUCUGUUGUAUCGAAAGGGUAUCAGUGGAGCCAUUUUGGCCGACGAGAUGGGUCUCGGGAAGACCAUUCAGGCUAUAACAUAUUUGAUGUUAUUGAAACAUUUACACAACGACCAGGGUCCACAUUUGAUUGUCUGUCCUGCUUCGGUUUUGGAAAACUGGGAAAGGGAACUGAAGAAGUGGUGCCCGUCAUUUUCUGUUCUCCAGUAUCAUGGGGCUGCGCGAUCAGCAUAUUCAAGAGAAUUGAGCUCUUUGGCCAAAGCUGGAUUGCCGCCUCCUUUUAAUGUUAUUCUCGUGUGCUAUUCACUAUUUGAAAGACACAGUGGACAGCAGAAAGAUGAUCGUAAAAUUCUGAAACGUUGGCAAUGGAGUUGUGUGCUUAUGGACGAAGCUCAUGCUUUGAAGGAUAAAAAUAGCUACAGGUGGAAAAACCUAAUGUCUGUUGCACGAAGUGCAAACCAGCGUCUAAUGCUGACAGGGACACCUCUACAAAAUGAUUUACAUGAGCUCUGGUCUAUGCUGGAGUUUAUGAUGCCAGAUCUUUUCACUACUGAGGAUGUUGACUUAAAAAAGCUAUUAAGUGCUGAAGAUAGAGAUUUGAUUGGCCGUAUGAAAUCCAUAUUGGGACCAUUUAUUUUGAGACGCCUAAAAUCUGAUGUUAUGCAACAACUUGUUCCAAAAAUACAGCGGGUUGAGUAUGUUGUCAUGGAAAAGGAACAAGCAGAUGCCUAUAAAGAAGCCAUUGAGGAGUAUCGUGCAGCUUCACAAGCUCGUAUUGCAAAAACCUCAGAGGUUAACUCGAACAGUAUCCUUGGAGUUCUUCCCCGGCGGCAGAUCUCCAACUAUUUUGUUCAGUUUCGUAAGAUUGCAAAUCAUCCUUUACUAGUAAGGCGUAUUUACAGUGAUGAGGAUGUUGUUCGUUUUGCCAGAAAGUUACAUCCAAUGGGUGCAUUUGGCUUUGAGUGUACUUUAGACAAAGUAAUUGGGGAACUUAACAGUUAUAGUGACUUCUCUAUCCAUCGGCUUUUACUGUAUCAUGGUGUCACUGAUAAGAAAGGAUUUCUUCCAGACAAAUAUGUUAUGCUUGCAGCAAAGUCUCAGGCAUUGGCUGAACUUCUUCCUUCACUGAAGCAAGCUGGGCAUCGAGUUCUUAUUUUUAGCCAGUGGACAUCAAUGCUUGAUAUUUUGGAGUGGACAUUGGAUGUGAUAGGGGUUACAUACAGACGACUUGAUGGAAGUACUCAGGUGACUGAAAGACAGACGAUAGUUGAUACAUUCAAUAGCGACACUUCUAUAUUUGCAUGCUUGCUGUCUACAAGAGCUGGAGGCCAAGGAUUGAACUUGACUGGAGCUGAUACUGUAGUCAUUCAUGAUAUGGAUUUCAACCCACAAAUUGAUCGACAGGCUGAAGAUCGCUGUCAUCGCAUUGGCCAAGUGAAGCCUGUUACUAUAUACAGGCUAGUCACCAAGGGUACAGUUGAUGAAAACGUUUACGAGAUUGCAAAAAGGAAGUUAGUGCUAGAUGCUGCAGUCCUGGAAUCUGGCUUGGAGAUGGAUAAUGAAGGCGAAACAUCCGAGAAGACCAUGGGAGAGAUAUUAUCGAAACUUUUGCUUGGUUAAGAUUUUAGAACAUUUACAGAGAGUCCGCUGAAAGAGAUACUGCAACAGAAGAUCUUUGUAAUUUAUUUUCUAUUCACCUUAUAGGAGAGGUCCAUUGUUGUAUUAGUUAGGAUUUUGAAGAAAAAACCAUACAUAGUUGUAGGUUGGUAUGCUAUACGGGUGUAAAUUGGCCCAAAUAUUCUUGUAGCAAUUAAAAGUUAUCGUCACUAGGCAACGAUGAUGAAUUUGGAGGGAUUGUAUUGAGCAAGUUUCGCUCGGAGUUCAAUGUGAGUUUAUUGAUCUGGUCCAAAUA